GAUGAGAUCACGUAACAAAAGCAUAUAGAAGCAACAGUAUACUGCUGUUUGAAUCGUUUAUCGUUGUAUAGUGCGUAUUUCACAUACUAUUUAAGUAGUAUGCAGUAUACAGUGUAGAACGUACUACUAGUAAGUUAUUCCAUAGCAAACACAGCCAAUAAUUCAGAUCCCAGAGCGGACAUGACCUCAUCUGAUAAGGUGCGAUUGUUCAUGAGGAAGCCCUGAAGUAAGCAUUUAUUAAUCUAUAUUUCUUCCCAUUAGACUUUAUAAACACUCGUAUAAUUCACUGGGAAAGAGUUUGAACACUGAAUUCAAGUCAUGGCCUGCAGUUUGCUGAAUGUUUGAAUCCCGUGCGUACCGCCUUGUUUGUGGGUUCUCCUCAGGGAAACUCAAAACUUUCCGUGCGGCGAAACAAACAGGAAAAGAGUGGCAGCGUUACGCACCGAGGGAAAGUAUUCCAGCAAACACUCAGUAAAACGCGCCCCACGGGCGUUAUUUCCUCGUCCUGACUGGAUGAAGGGGGUCCAGCCCUCCUGGGCUUCCUUUCUUUCUCCUUCCAUCUCUCAGCAGCGCACCAACCCGAUCUUUCAGCAGGAGUUUGAUGUGUGAAUUCUGGGAAUCCCUCGGCACCGCAUGCGUUAUUGUUGCCAAGACACUUUUCUCGCGUCCUCGGGUUUCCGUAAAUGUUCAAGGAAUGGAAAAUAUUCUGUUGGAAUUAUAAACGCGGGGUCAAACGGGACACAAGCAGAUAAAGUCGGAGGUUUUGGAUUCCGCGGCUUGGUUUAUAUGAACCUGUUCUCCGGAUCUGCGGACGCGCUGCGCUGCGGUGGAAACUCGGGGUCCAUGUGGCGCUUCUGGAUCACGCAUCAGCGGACGGUUCGGUUCCAAAUCAUGUGGCUGCUCGUGUGCUCCUUCAUGGCGGUGCUGAGCGGUGAGAAUUACGCCACACAGGCCCAGGUGAUGUCCUCCAAAGCGCUGAGGGCUUCAAACACCCGCAGCAAUGUAACAGACAGCAAUCGCCUCACAGACUUGUACCGGAAGGAAGAGGUCAUAAUGGUCAAAGGCGGAGGUCAUGUCCAGAGCCCGCGCUUCCCCAGCUCUUACCCCCGCAACCUGCUGUUGUCAUGGAAACUGCUCUCACCGCCCCACACACGCAUCCUGCUGGAAUUCGAUGCUCAGUUUGGACUGGAGGAGGCAGAGAAUGGAGUCUGCAGGUAUGAUUAUAUUGAAGUUGAGGAUAUUUCUGAAACCAGCACCAUCAUCUGGGGCCGCUGGUGCGGUCAGAGAGCUCCGUCACAGAUCACAUCCAAAACAAACCUCAUCAAAAUCACCUUCAAAUCGGACGAUUACUUCGUAGCAAAACCAGGAUUCAAAAUCUGCUAUUCACUGCUGGAGAGCGCACCUCUUGCGUCUCUGACCAACUGGGAAGCAGUUACAGUGAUGUCAGAUUUCAGGGAGGUUUCUGGGACGGACGCACCGCUGUCUGCGAGCACGCUGGACAACGACAUCGCCAGCGUCAGCACGGUGGAGGAGUUACUGAGACACAUGAACCCCUUCACCUGGCAGGAAGACCUGGAGCAGCUCUACACACACACACACUACUACAGACCACGAACUUUCCACACCGACCGCAAACACAAGCUUGAUCUCGACCGUCUCUAUGACGACGUGAAGCAGUACAGCUGCACUCCGCGCAACUUCUCGGUGAAUCUCCGCGAGGAGCUGAGGGAGACCAAUGCCGUGUUUUUCCCACGAUGCCUCCUGGUGCAGCGCUGCGGGGGAAACUGCGCCUGCGGCACCGACAACUGGAACUCCUGCAGCUGCAGCGCCGGAAAAACCGUCAAGAAACUACACGAGGUGCUGAAGUUUUCUCCAGGUCCGAAUUUCUACAAGAAGAAAACACGUGCUCACUGGGCUCUGGAGGAGAUUUACCUGCAGCAUCAUGAGAGAUGUGACUGUGUGUGUCAGUCCAGACCACCGCGAUGAACACACACACUCGCACUCGCACUGUACUCCAUUCAGACAUACAUCUUCAGGUCAUACUUCCACAUAAACAAAAACCAUAUUAACAACACAAGACACACACACUCGUCUUCAGUUUUCUGUCCAGCGUUGGGAGACUCUCUGACAUGUAGCUUCUCUGUUUCUGUUUUAUUUUUAUGGUUUAGAUGUUAUUGUGUCCAGUAAAGUCACAUGGAACUCACCAAUGGAAUGUAAAUUAAUAUUAAUGAGGCUUUUGCUCUCUGAGACCAAUUAGAAGUCAGAGCUCCCUGAGGGGGCGGAUCCUCCACCAAUCUGAUCCAAUCCAGUGUUAUUUAUUAAAAGAACUGUCUUUGUCUUUUUAUAUCUGUGAUCAUGCUGUUGUAUGUGGCUUUUGUUUUCAUAUUCUCUUUCUUGUCUGAGCAUAUUGGAAUGAAUCUCAUAAAAACUCAUUUAAAAAUUAAUUUCACCCCAAAAUUAAAAGAAAGAAACAU
Messenger RNA from Sinocyclocheilus anshuiensis, 2474 nucleotides. RefSeq names its product platelet-derived growth factor D-like. The transcript has 7 exons. The record is from RefSeq and is a predicted model, not a curated record. Gene Ontology annotation, molecular function: growth factor activity; platelet-derived growth factor receptor binding. NCBI's taxonomy places the organism in Eukaryota, Metazoa, Chordata, Actinopteri, Cypriniformes, Cyprinidae. Gene Ontology annotation, cellular component: membrane. The coding region runs from base 634 to 1986 and encodes 450 amino acids. Gene Ontology annotation, biological process: positive regulation of cell migration; positive regulation of MAP kinase activity; positive regulation of protein autophosphorylation.